Anastrepha obliqua is the source of this 1377-nucleotide messenger RNA. Its product is annotated as arabinose-proton symporter-like. The record is from RefSeq and is a predicted model, not a curated record. Lineage: Eukaryota; Metazoa; Arthropoda; Insecta; Diptera; Tephritidae. Gene Ontology annotation, biological process: transmembrane transport. Gene Ontology annotation, cellular component: membrane. Gene Ontology annotation, molecular function: transmembrane transporter activity. Bases 1 to 1377 code for a protein of 458 amino acids. The transcript has 3 exons.
AUGACCACAAUUAACUAUAUAGACAGCCCUGGACAAUUCUGGACAAAUCAGCCGCAGUCGAAUUCUUUGGUAUCAGAUGUUUUCGUUUUCUUAACUGGCGGCUUUCACUUAGCUGUUAGUGUGGGAUGGAGCUUCUACGCAUAUGAUUUACACUUCAAAAUUUGCUGGUUUAUUGGUAUCGCAAUUGGUUGUGUACUCGCUGCACUGCUUAUCAAUUGGACGCGUAGACGCUGGUUUAUCGUCUCGCCAACAUUGCUGGUCAAUGUUUCAGCCAUUGUGACGAUCUCUGCUUGUGAGAAUACGAUAGCACUGAUAGCUGCGCGUUAUUUGAAUGGCAUUGCCAUCGGUCUCACCACCGUCUCGUUCAUCACACAUGCCAGCGAAAUUGCCUCAGAGUAUCAUCGCGGUUUUUGUUUAUCUUUGGAGCAGUUUGGUCUAAUAGCCGGCGCCUACGUUCAAAUCUUAUAUACAGCGCUAUGGAGUGAAGAGCUCGAUUUUAACCCUUAUUGCCUUCAGGGUAUAUUUUGCAUAGUCUUCGGCGUGGUUGCAUUGGCUCUGUCGUACACUUCGAUCGAAUCACCAGUUCUUCACUUACGCCAAGGUGAUGAACCUGAGGCUCUGAAUUGUGUAGUUCGUCUAUACCGGCCAAAAAUAAUGUCGAAUAGCAAACAAGUCAUUUUUGACAAACUCAAAGAGUAUGUGACUAUCAACGAAUCCAUAUCACCCAAAAUGAGUUUGCUUUGGAGUUUAAGCCCCUUGCUGAGGGUUUUGGUAUAUCGUUCAAUGCUUUCAUUUAUCGUAGCACUGCCGAUAACUCAAGCCUUAAUAUUGUCUGAAAAAAUUAGCAAUGUAAGCUCAAUUGUCAAUUGGCCGCCUAUACUCUAUGGGCUGCUUGCAGUGAUUGGUGCUUUGGUGGGUUGGGCAACAAUGGAUGCAAUUGGUCGCAAGGCGGUGAGCCUAUUCGCAUUGUUGUGUGUUGCCGGCAUGACCAUUGGUGUUGGUAUUAUCUUUCAUAAUCCUAUGUGGGUGAUAGAUAGCACCAAAAUGGCAAUUGCGUGCGCGCUGCUUAUGAUUGCCCAAAUUUUCGGUGGUAUAUUUGCGCCAAGUACAACUGUUUAUCUUGGAGAGGCGUUCCCGUUACAAUGGAAACGCUUUUUCAUUGCUCUCACAGUCAUCGUUCAGUAUAUGGUGGAUCUUAUCAUUGUAUGCACUUUCACAUUUACUACGCAUAACGAAUUUGUCUUCUGCAUCAGUGCGGGUGUGAUAAUGUUUGUUGGAGUUGUGGUCUUCUCAUUCACUAUGCCAGAAACACGGAAGACCACACUGAAGGAGGCACAGGAACAAUUCUCGUAUGAGCUUCAUUUGGAAUUUCAUUGA